Messenger RNA from Heteronotia binoei (common prickly gecko), 4808 nucleotides. RefSeq names its product serine/threonine kinase 4 (gene STK4). The record is from RefSeq and is a predicted model, not a curated record. Lineage: Eukaryota; Metazoa; Chordata; Lepidosauria; Squamata; Gekkonidae. Gene Ontology annotation, biological process: regulation of MAPK cascade; intracellular signal transduction; protein tetramerization. Bases 184 to 1632 code for a protein of 482 amino acids. Gene Ontology annotation, molecular function: protein serine/threonine kinase activity; ATP binding. Gene Ontology annotation, cellular component: cytoplasm. The transcript has 11 exons.
UCUUCUACUUGUACAUCCACUGCACUCUACCACAUUUGGUGUACUGCGCUCCAUGACAAUUCCAGGAAUAUGUUCCGUCUGACAAAGAAGGCUGGUUCCCCAUGCAACCAGAGAACCAUAAAGCAUCUCUGCCCUACCUAAAAAGCUGGUAAAGGCCUAGAGCACCCAAAACCAGCUAAUGGGAUGGAGUUUUUCUAUUCUGCCUUCAGGCAGUUAAGGAAAUUAGAUGAAGAUAGUUUAACAAAGCAACCAGAAGAGGUGUUUGAUGUUCUAGAAAAGCUUGGAGAAGGAUCCUAUGGCAGUGUAUUCAAAGCUAUCCACAAAGAGACUGGUCAAGUCGUUGCUAUUAAGCAAGUUCCUGUUGAGUCUGAUCUGCAGGAGAUUAUUAAAGAGAUAUCCAUAAUGCAGCAGUGUGAUAGUCCCCAUGUAGUCAAGUAUUAUGGCAGCUAUUUUAAAAACACGGACCUCUGGAUAGUCAUGGAAUAUUGUGGUGCCGGAUCUGUGUCAGAUAUCAUUCGACUGCGAAAUAAAACGUUGUUGGAAGAUGAAAUAGCUACAAUAAUACAGUCGACGCUUAAAGGACUAGAAUACUUGCAUUUCAUGAGGAAAAUACAUCGCGACAUCAAAGCUGGCAACAUACUACUCAACACUGAAGGACAUGCUAAGCUUGCAGACUUUGGGGUAGCAGGCCAACUUACAGAUACCAUGGCUAAAAGAAACACUGUGAUAGGAACUCCAUUUUGGAUGGCACCAGAAGUGAUCCAGGAAAUCGGCUAUAACUGUCUGGCGGACAUCUGGUCUUUGGGCAUUACUGCCAUUGAAAUGGCUGAAGGAAAACCACCAUAUGCUGACAUUCACCCAAUGAGGGCAAUUUUCAUGAUUCCUACAAAUCCACCUCCAACAUUCCGAAAACCUGAACACUGGUCAGACGAAUUCACAGAUUUUGUAAAACAGUGUCUUGUGAAGUGUCCAGAGCAAAGAGCCACUGCUACACAGCUGCUUCAGCACCCAUUUGUUAAAAAUGCCAAAGGAGUUUUUAUUCUGCGAGAUCUAAUUAAUGAGGCAAUGGAUAUUAAACUGAAAAUUCAGGAAGCUCAGCAGCGUGAGUUGUAUCAUGAUGAUGAAGAAAAUUCAGAAGAAGAUGAACCUGAUUCGAGGACAAUGGUGCGGGCCAGGGGACAGGAGACAAGUACAAUCAGAACAGUUUGUGGAAUGAGUGAAGGCAUUAAUACCAUGAUAGAAUACAAUGACACUUUGGAGUCUCAACUGGGGACAAUGGUCAUAAAUGCAGAAGAUGAAGAAGAUGAAGGGACAAUGAAGAGGAUAGAUGAAACGAUGCAGUCCGUCAGACCAUCUUUUCUUGACUAUUUUGAACAAAAAGAAAAGGAGAAUCAGAGAAACAACUAUGGAAGACAUAUGAAUGAAAGACAUUCCUCAGAAUGGAGAGUACCUCAGGAUGGUGAUUAUGAAUUUUUGAGGAACUGGACUGUUGAUGAACUUCAGAGGCGACUCGGUGCGCUUGACCCAAUGAUGGAACAAGAGAUAGAAGAAGUUCGACAGAGGUAUCAGUCAAAACGGCAGCCAAUUCUUGAUGCCAUUGAAGCAAAGAAAAGACGCCAGCAGAACUUCUGAGGAAUGCUCACCAGUAGAAUAGAUUUCCAUCAUCCCUAACAAUAAACUGUGCUUUUACAACUCUGUAGAUGGAUUUCUGUUUAAAAUGUGUUAGCAAAGCAGGAGGCCAUCAUCUUUCCCUUUUUUACUGUAGCACCUUUUCAAACUCAGGAAUGCCAUAGUAUGGAAUCCUCUUGAACAGGUAAUGCUGUGUUUCAGUGUUUUGUGUGUCUUUAAAGAGGUUGCAUGUGGCUUCCAAGGAACUUUGUUUCUGUUUAGAGCUUGUUUUUGUCUUAUGACUCUGAGGAACAGUUAGAAGUGGACUAAUUAACACAGCUUCAGUCACUUCCACUGGCUCCUCUUCUGUGUUUUUGAGUUUAUUCUGUAUGACUGCAUUGAAGUGCUUCAGUUGUUUCUGAAGGUUACAAAGUACGUAAAAUGGCUUAACUUAAUGUGUUCUGUGAAACUAGAAACUCUGCAUACUUGUAUAUCCACCUAAACUUGAAGUGUGGGGGUGGAGGUAGGAAUGCAUCAUAUAACUUAACUGCUAUCUCUCAGGGCCACCAAAAGCGAACACUGUACAAUGAACAAACCCUGCUCUCAACUGUGCUGUACUACUGUUUGAAUGGUACUGUGAAAAGAAUUUGAAAAGGAAAAUAAAGCUUCCAAUUUCUGUCCCUUCUGAAAGCCUAUAAAAGCCCCAUGCCUUAUAUUACCAUACUUACUGCAUCAUAUUUCAAGGUUACCAUCUGUAUUUUCCCCUCUGUGUGUGUACUUUGAGUGAAUGCUGAUACUUUAAGUGAUUUCUUGAUUUUUUUUAAAAAAAAAAUGUGAAACCAAUCAAUUGCUGAACACAGUAUGAAUCCCACUUCCUGCCUGCAGCAGAAGAAUGUCAAAGUGCUUGCAACUCAGGAAACUGGGAACUCUCUUGAGACAACAAGAGGCUUAAAAUAUUUAAAGAAUUGUUAAUUUUUAUGGGCUUUGCUAUUUUGAGCUUAAUUUGUUUGCAGCUUGCAAUGCUAGUUUAAAUUUAACUCAGGGUGGUUGUAGUUUCUUUUGAAGAAGACUGUUGGUUAAGUUUAAAAUAAGUAUCUGUUGACCCAAAGGAAUACCUUCAAAUUAACCUUUUUGGUUUAACAAAGCAAUUGUAUUUAUUCUAGGCAGAGUCCACUAGGAACUCUGGUUGGGAAAUUAAAUUGGAACUUUGUAGGAAACAAGCCUCCCACAGUUCAUAUUCAUUAGAGUAGAAAUGGUACCAAAAUUUAUGAUUGAAUAAUGUGCUUGUAGCUAAUUAUGGCUUGUCUGGAUUUCUCACUUUUAACACUGGCAUGUAGGGACCAAGAUCCAAAGAGGCUUUUUGUGUAUGCAUAGAAGUCUCUGGCGCAGGCACACUGAUAUUUCCCCCCCCUUCUCUAGUAGCAUCUCAUUGUGCCUCAUGGAAUUUGAACCAUCCCCUGAUUUUUCAGUGAUAUCCCUUUAGGUAUACAAAUACCAUUCCUGCUGCUUAAGGCCUAGAAGCAUUUGUGAGGUUGUAUUCUAUUUGACGCUUCCUACAGUAGAUUUCUCCUACUAGAUUACUUCUCCAUUUGUAAAAUGCCGGAUUGGUGGGGUCAGUCCAGGUACUUCCUGUUGUAUGACUCUUACAGCCCUAAAAGAAGCAACAUGUUUUGUUUUUUCAGUUGAAAUUUUAAUAGCAGCAAUUCCCUGUCUGUUGCAAAACAAUAGUUUAAAUUAGUGGCUUUUCCCUUUCUAAGGACAUGUCUAAUAAUACUUUUGGCUCACAGUGGUGUCCUAGAAAAAGCCAAACAGCCAAUUCACAGAUAUUGCCAGACAAGGGAUGCAGUUUGUGUCAUGCAAAUAGAAGCACUGAAUAGUAAACCAAAGUAACUGUGUGUCCUUUGUAAAGCCAUGCUAGUCAACUUCUUGGGGAAGGAUGCAUUCUGAUAACUUCUAAUAUAUUACAGGAGUAUCUCUGCAAACAAAGCCAGUAAAUUAAAAAGCAAGCUGCCUUUUUGAAAUAUUAGUUUCUGUUGAUGGCUGAACUCUCCAGUAAAUCAUCUGGCAUGAAAAUUGUUAAUGACCAGUGUUCUAAUGUAACUUUCUAAAGCAGGGUCCAGAUGCUAUCUGUAGUGCAGCUUAUUGUUCAUGUUUGUUGUUCAAAUAGGCUCAUUUUUGCAGCCUGUUCUCCAAUUCCUUGCUGUAAAAGCAAUUUUCAUGUAUACCAAUAAGAUGGAAGGACCCUUAAUAGUUAGCCAUGAAGCAAAUUGCUUCUAAAAUGGAAGCAUUUUGCCUCUGGUUAGGAUUUUUACGCAUAAUGUGACUCAUACAUGUUCCAAGCUGAGUGAAUUGCUUUCACAUAAAGGAGAUGAUAGCAUAUUUAGUUGGCAGUAUUGCCUUUAUCAUAUCAUAGGUGUUACUCAGUAUUUUUUCCCCCUUGAUAGCAGAGAAAGACUCAAGUUUUGGGUCUUAUAUUGCUAUCGUAUAUGGCAUUGUUAGAGAGGUGGUACCCUGUGCUGUAGAAACAAAAGGGUGAAAAAGCACAAUGGUCUCAGUAAUUUACUCCCCCCCCCCCAAAAAAAACAACAACAACAAUGCAUGGAAAUCAAAAUAAAAUGCUAGACUUUUCCACCUGGGGUCUGUGCAUUAAACAAGCCGAGUCUCAUAUUCAGCAACUUAACCAUCAAGGGACUUCAUUCUGCAAUUUUCUAAAGGAAUGUAACAUUUCAUCUGUCACCCAGAUUGUAAUCUCAGAGACUGAAGGAAUGCUGUCCAAUUUGAACCGCUUUCAGCAAGAAUAUGUAACUGGGAAAUCUCAGCAAGAAUAUGUAACUGGUUAAUGGGUCCAUAUGCACUGCUCAGAGCAUUCCAAACCAGCUGCCAAUAUUUCCUUUUUGCAACCUGAAAUCAAAUGUCUGGUGUCAGUUAUGUUGAGAGGCUUAAUGUGAAGUUAGUAGCAUUAAUAUUUUUGUAAUAAAAGAAGUUAUGCUGGUAUGAUGUGGUAACUUGAAAUCCUGUUUUGUAGAGACCUCUCUGUUUUGUAUAUAAUAGUAUGAGAUCCUUGGUUUGUAUAUGUAUGAAAAAAAUAACCUUAUUGCAUUUCCUUUUUGAGUUUGAUACAGGAGAUUUUUGUUUGUUUUGGACUAUGAAUAUCUUUACCUUAUUUGUUUAAUAGGUCAAAAUAAACUGUUCUGAUAAAA